This is a messenger RNA of Pieris rapae (cabbage white), 3082 nucleotides long. It is a transcript of the gene mal, whose product is annotated as molybdenum cofactor sulfurase. Gene Ontology annotation, molecular function: molybdenum ion binding; pyridoxal phosphate binding; molybdenum cofactor sulfurtransferase activity. Gene Ontology annotation, biological process: Mo-molybdopterin cofactor biosynthetic process. NCBI's taxonomy places the organism in Eukaryota, Metazoa, Arthropoda, Insecta, Lepidoptera, Pieridae. The transcript has 7 exons. The record is from RefSeq and is a predicted model, not a curated record. The coding region runs from base 56 to 2521 and encodes 821 amino acids.
AAUAGAAAACUAAGAUUAAAUAUAUGUUUUAAUAGUGUAUAGUGUAUCAAGAAUCAUGAUUUCGCUCAGCAAAGUCUUGAAUUAUGACCAAAUGGUAGAUAUUUCUAAGGAAUUUUGUAGAUUAAGAGAAAGAUGCUAUUUAGAAAAUGCUGGGGCUGCAUUAUAUCCAGCUUCACUUCUUCAGAAAAUUAAUGAAGAUUUUACUAAUAAUGUAUAUAUGAAUCCACAUUCAGAUAAAUAUACUAAAGACUGUAUUGAACAAAUAAGGUGUUUAAUACUAAAACACUUUAAUACUGAUCCAUCAAAUUAUACUGUGAUAUUUACAUCAGGUACAACACAGUCACUAAAACUAGUUAUAGAGUCAUUUCAAUUCUCAAGUGAGGAAGUCGAAUUGAAUCAAGGUUCCUUUGUGUACUUAAGAGAUAACCAUACAUCUGUUAUUGGUUUGAGAGAAAUAGCUAAAGAAAAAAAUGUUAAUGUUAUACACAUUUCUCAAGAGGAGUUUUUAAAAUCCAUUAAGAAUUCUGUAACAUCUUUGAAUGCAUCAAGUGAUAGAAAAGGCAAUUCGCUUCUUGCAUAUCCAGCUCAAAAUAAUUUUAAUGGUUAUAAAUAUCCUUUAGAUUGCAUAGAUAAAAUUAAAAAUGGAUGUCUUAACAGUUACUUAAAAAAACAAUUAUGUGGAACUAGCAGUAAUUGGUAUAUUUUAAUUGACGCAGCUUCAUAUGUUUCUACCAAUAAACUUAAUCUAUCAGAGACACAACCAGAUUUUGUAUGUCUAUCAUUCUAUAAGAUUUUUGGAUAUCCAACUGGACUCGGAGCCCUUUUAGUUAAAAAUAAAAGUAUACCAGUUUUAAGUGAGAAGAAAUACUUUGGUGGUGGUACAGUGGACAUUGUUUUAAGUAGUGAAGACUUCCACGUAAAGAGAGAAACAAUAUGUGAAAGGUAUGAAGAUGGAACAGUAUCCUUCUUAUCCAUUCUUGCAUUAAAGCACUGCUUUGACACAUUAUAUUCCUUAAUACCAAAAAUUGUAAAUAAUGAUGUUAUGGAGACUAUUUCCCAUCACACAUUUUAUUUAGCUCAAGACUUUUAUAAUCAACUGAAGAAAUUAACACAUGAAAAUGGAAAUAAAGCUGGGCAUUUGUAUAUGGAUUCAGAUUUUACAGAUAUUACUAAGCAAGGAUCCAUUGUUACAUUCAAUUUAAAGAGAAAGAAUGGAUUAUUUGUUGGUUAUGCCGAGUUUCAGCACAUGGCCGAUUUAUUUAACAUCAGCGUGAGAACAGGAUGCUUUUGCAAUUCAGGCACUUGCCAAAGGCAUUUAAACGUCAGUAAUAAAAAUAUGAAGGCUAUGUAUAACGCUGGUCAUAAAUGUGGAGAUGAUAUUGAUUUACUUAAAGGAAAGCCAACUGGAGCUAUCAGAGUCUCAUUUGGAUAUUAUAACACAUUUAGAGAUGUUGAUAAAUUGAUUUAUAUGAUAUGUAAAUGCUUUGUUAAGAUUCAAAUUGAAAAGCCUAUAAGAACUUUGAAUAUUUAUAAAAACGGUCUAACAUCGAUGAAGGAAAGGCAGCUUGAAAAUACUUGUAAAUUGAAUGAAGAAUCUUAUUCCAACAGUAAUUCCAUAACUUAUACAGGCGUAUCAGAUAUUACUUUAAUGGAAAUUGCGAUAUUUCCAAUAAAAUCAUGUGGUGCAUUUAAAAUUAAUAGACACUGGAAAAUCGGACCAAAGGGAUUUCAAUUUGAUAGAGAAUGGAUGGUUGUUAAGGAUAAUGGUGUUUGCCUAACACAGAAGCAAUGCGCACAAAUGUGUACAAUUUGCCCCGAAAUCAACUUGGAAAGGCAAUGUAUGAUGUUACAUUGUCAAGGAAUGCCUUCAAUAUCAAUACCAUUAGAGCAAAUCUCAAAUAAUGAGUACAAAGAAUCCUCACUUUGUCAUAGUAAAGUUUGCACUGACAUUAUAAAGGGCACCGAUUGCGGCGACGCUGUAGCAGAUUGGAUUUCAAAUGCGCUAGGAAUUUCAUUUCUGAGGUUAAUAAAACAGUCGAGUAACGACACUCGAUCACAAAAGAAAAAAAAUGAUGGGAGCAAUAAACUAUUGUCAUUGAGUAACCAAGCUCAAUUUCUACUAGUAAAUAAAGCUACAGUAAAAUGGUUGAGAAAUAAAAUAGAUGAUCCAUUGUUCACGGACGAUAUAGAUUCGUUAACUGAUCGCUUCAGAGGUAACUUGGUAAUAGAUAUGGCACAAGAGCUAGCAGAAAAGGAGUGGCAGAAAGUUAUUAUAGGAGAUCACUUGUUUAACAUUGAUGGCCAGUGUCCACGCUGCCAGAUGGUUUGCAUUGAUCAAAAAACAGGACAGAAGACGGUUGAGCCCCUCAGAACAAUAUCUGAACAAUUUGCUGGAAAACUUCGCUUCGGAAUUUAUUUGAGCUAUGCCGGUACAGUUGACGGUUCUAAAUCUUCGAUUUUGAAACGAUCUGCACAAGUAGUACCAAUAUACAAUGAUGUUAGUGACAAUUCUAGUAGGUAGGGUUAGAAAUAUUGUCAAGCUUUUUAGCUAAAAUUUUUGUAACACCCUUUUACUCUUAGCAACUAUUAACAUUUUCUCUUUUAGGAUGGAGGCUAUGAGAGUUCAGUUUUCCCAAAUAUAAAAAAAUAAUUAGAAGUGAUAAGUAAAUGUAAAAAUUAAGUAUAUAGAUUAUUAUGUAACAGGGUUUGUACUGCCUUCCAUUAUACAUUAUUAAUAUGAAAAAAGUUACCUCUAUUUAGUAUAAUAAUACUAUUUCAGCUAAACAUAUUUAAGUGUGUAAGAGUGAUUUUACAUUAUAAGAAAAGGUUAGAGAUGUACUAUAUUUGUUGUUUAACAUACAGUUGUUCUCUAAUUUAUAUUUUGAUAGCAAUGAAUUUAAUAGGUACUAUUUUUAUAGUUUGUAUUUGCACUAUUAGUUAUAGAUGUUGGUUGUUGAUUCUUUUGUCUUGCCAUUAUUAUCUCUAUUAAUAUAAAAAACUGUGAUUUAACUAUUUACAUAAUAUAUACACUUUAUAUAAAUUAAUUGGAAUGUGAUGUAGAUGAAUAUAGAAUUCUAGGAAA